Messenger RNA from Aspergillus tanneri, 1110 nucleotides. Its product is annotated as putative proline oxidase Put1. The coding region runs from base 1 to 1110 and encodes 369 amino acids. NCBI's taxonomy places the organism in Eukaryota, Fungi, Ascomycota, Eurotiomycetes, Eurotiales, Aspergillaceae. The transcript has 2 exons. Gene Ontology annotation, cellular component: mitochondrion. The record is from RefSeq and is a predicted model, not a curated record. Gene Ontology annotation, molecular function: proline dehydrogenase activity; FAD binding.
AUGAACUAUAUCCUUCGCACAACAAUCUACAACCAGUUCUGUGCGGGGUCCAGUGAGACUGGAGUUCGCAAGACAGUCAAGGAUAUGAAGAGUCUGGGCUUCAAAGGGGUGAUCCUAGGAUAUGCUCGGGAGUCCGUAGCGAGGAUGGAGGGCACCGAGUCUCGAGUGGAAGCCAUUAACCAACGAUCCAUUGAGGAUCGUGCCGUGGAGGAAUGGAAACAAGGGAACCUACGGACUUUGAAAAUGAUUGGCGAGGGGGACUAUCUUGCUAUCAAGUUCACUGGAGCCGGACCAGCAGCAGUCGAAGCCCUAUCGCGUGGUGAUACGGUUCCUCCCCCGCUCGUCAAACAGGCCAUUACGGAGCUUUGUGAGGCAACGGCGGCGCAGCACUCCCGACUCUGGAUCGAUGCUGAACAGCAGGUAUUUCAGCCCACGAUCGAUGCCUGGGCGAUUGACCUCAUGAGGCAGUUCAACCGGGGUGGAGCCAUUGUGGUACUCAACACCAUCCAGGCAUAUUUGAAAUCCUCAGCCGAAAAUGUCCACCGGCAUCUGUGUCUGGCAGGCAGGGAAGGCUGGUCGUUGGGAAUCAAACUAGUCCGUGGCGCAUACAUCGCGCAUGAUAUUCGAUCUCGAAUCCAUGAUACCAAAGCCGAUACUGAUCGCAAUUACAACCAUAUCGUGGAAAGCCUACUAACACGCCGAUUCCCGCUGACCGACUCGCACGACACACCUGCAUUCCCCGACACACGACUAUUCGUGGCAACGCACAAUGCAGAGAGCGUACGAAGGGCGUCCAACUUGCUCCGAUAUCGAGUGUUGAACGGACUGCCCACGAUACCGGUGGAAGUGGGCCAAUUGCAAGGCAUGGCAGAUGAGGUGAGCUGUGGCCUGGUGGCACAGAAUCAGACUGAAGGGGUUCUUCCAGCAGAAGGGAAGUCUGCAGCUAGUGAUCCAGUACCGGGGGUGUUCAAGUGUCUGGCGUGGGGAACCACCGAGGAAUGUCUCCACUUCCUCUUGCGCAGGGCGGUUGAGAAUCAGUCGGCCAUGGAGCGAACACGGGAUACAGCUGCUGCAUUGAGGGAGGAAGCAUGGAGGCGAAUUGGAUGGUGA